CUCUCCUCUUGUCCACUUACCCAUAAUCACCACACGUCUUGCCUCUCUCAAUCUACCAUCUCAGAAAGACAUGAAAGCUAGUAUUCCAUUGGAUUGAUUGAUGCUCACUCAAAUCCAACGAGAACCCAUGAUUCUUAAUCAGAUUUCCCUUCGUGGCUCACUCUCAAAAUCCUUCCUGUCUCACUUCCCGCGCAAAUUCAACCCCACUCCCUCUCUAAAACCCUCCCAAAACCCCCGCAAGUGUUUUAGCUGGGAUUUAAGUAGACCAACUCUAGCUUGCUAUGCAUUCGAUGAAUUUCCCAACCAAGUAAAUGAAGAGAAUUUGAAAGGGAUUGCGUUUCUGCAGUUGAUGGAACACCGUGGGAUUUGCGCGAAUUGUCAAACAUAUAUAUGGCUUUUAGACCUUUGUUUGAAUUCUGGGUCUUUGGUAGAAUGCAAGAAACUUCAUGGGAAGAUUUUGAAGUUGGGAUUUGGCAAUGAAAGUGUUUUGUGUAACAAGCUUGUUGAUGUUUAUUUUGCGUUAGGUGAUUUGGAUGGUGUAGUCAAGGUUUUCGAGGAUAUGCCUAAUAGAAGUGUGCGAAGUUGGGAUAAGAUAAUUUCUGGUUUUAUGGAAAAGAAAAUGAGUAACAGAGUGCUGGAUCUAUUUUCGUGCAUGAUUGAGGAAAAUGUAAGUCCAACUGAAAUUUCUUUUGCCAGUGUUUUAAGGGCUUGUUCUGGUCAUAGAAUUGGUAUUCGCUACGCAGAGCAGAUUCAUGCUAGGAUUAUUUGUCAUGGUCUUCUUUGUAGUCCAAUUAUUUCUAAUCCUUUGAUUGGUUUGUAUGCCAAAAAUGGGCUUAUAAUAUCUGCCAGAAAGGUAUUUGAUAAUUUAUGCACGAAGGAUAGUGUUUCUUGGGUGGCUAUGAUCUCUGGUUUUUCACAGAAUGGAUAUGAAGAAGAGGCCAUUCACCUCUUUUGUGAAAUGCAUACAGCGGGAAUUUUUCCCACUCCCUAUGUUUUUUCGAGUGUUCUAAGUGGCUGCACAAAAAUAAAGUUAUUUGAUGUUGGGGAGCAACUUCAUGCCCUAGUUUUCAAGUAUGGAUCCUCUUUGGAAACUUAUGUCUGCAAUGCUCUUGUCACAUUGUAUUCCCGAAUGCCAAACUUUGUAUCUGCUGAAAAAGUUUUCAGCAAAAUGCAGUCUAAGGAUGAAGUUUCAUUUAACUCGCUGAUCUCUGGUCUAGCUCAGCAGGGAUUUAGUGAUGCUGCUUUGGAAUUGUUCACGAAAAUGAAACGGGAUUACUUGAAACCAGACUGUGUUACUGUUGCAAGUCUCUUGAGUGCCUGUGCAUCAAAUGGGGCCCUUUGUAAGGGAGAACAGCUUCAUUCAUAUGUGAUAAAAGCAGGGAUAUCUUCAGACAUGAUUGUUGAAGGUGCUUUGCUUGAUCUUUAUGUGAACUGCUCUGAUAUAAAAACAGCCCAUGAAAUGUUUCUCACAGCACAGACAGAAAAUGUGGUUUUGUGGAAUGUGAUGCUUGUGGCUUUUGGGAAGUUAGAUAAUUUAAGUGAGUCAUUUCGAAUAUUUAGACAAAUGCAGAUUAAAGGCCUGAUACCUAAUCAAUUCACCUACCCUAGUAUUUUGAGAACUUGCACCUCAGUGGGUGCUCUUGAUCUAGGAGAGCAGAUUCAUACUCAAGUCAUAAAGACUGGCUUUCAGUUUAAUGUGUAUGUUUGUAGCGUGCUCAUAGAUAUGUAUGCUAAGCAUGGAAAACUAGAUACUGCCCAUGUAAUUCUUAGAACACUUACCGAGGAUGAUGUUGUGUCAUGGACAGCUCUGAUCUCAGGGUAUGCACAGCACAAUUUGUUUGCUGAAGCUCUUAAACAUUUCAAAGAAAUGCUUAAGCGAGGGAUCCAAUCUGAUAACAUAGGUUUCUCUAGUGCAAUCAGUGCAUGUGCAGGUAUUCAAGCUCUAAAUCAAGGACGGCAAAUUCAUGCUCAAUCAUACGUUUCUGGUUAUUCAGAAGACCUUUCAAUUGGUAAUGCACUUGUUAGUCUUUAUGCCAGAUGUGGUAGGAUCAAAGAAGCCUACCUGGAAUUUGAGAAAAUAGAUGCCAAAGAUAGUAUAUCAUGGAAUGGAUUGAUCUCAGGUUUUGCACAGAGUGGAUACUGUGAGGACGCACUGAAGGUCUUUGCUCAAAUGAAUAGAGCUAAACUAGAAGCUAGUUUUUUCACAUUUGGCUCUGCUGUGAGUGCUGCUGCUAAUAUUGCAAACAUAAAACAAGGGAAGCAGAUCCAUGCGAUGAUUAUAAAAAGAGGGUUUGAUUCAGAUAUUGAAGUUUCCAAUGCUUUAAUCACAUUUUAUGCAAAGUGUGGUAGCAUUGAAGAUGCCAGGAGGGAGUUUUGUGAGAUGCCAGAGAAAAAUGAUGUUUCUUGGAAUGCCAUGAUCACGGGCUAUUCUCAACAUGGAUAUGGUAAUGAAGCAGUGAAUCUUUUUGAGAAGAUGAAACAGGUUGGUGAGAUGCCAAACCACGUCACUUUUGUGGGAGUUUUAUCAGCCUGUAGCCAUGUGGGGUUGGUUACUAAGGGUCUUGGCUACUUUGAGUCUAUGAGCAAAGAGCACGGCUUAGUGCCUAAGCCUGCACACUAUGCGUGUGUUGUGGAUCUGAUCAGCCGAGCAGGGUUUUUGAGUCGUGCAAGAAAGUUUAUCGAGGAGAUGCCAAUUGAACCAGAUGCAACGAUUUGGAGGACACUUUUGAGUGCUUGUACAGUUCAUAAGAAUGUGGAAGUUGGAGAGUUUGCUGCUCAGCAUCUUCUGGAAUUGGAACCUGAAGAUUCAGCGACUUAUGUUCUUUUGUCAAAUAUGUAUGCUGUGUCUGGGAAAUGGGAUUGCAGGGAUCAGACCAGGCAAAUGAUGAGAAACAGGGGUGUGAAGAAGGAGCCCGGUCGUAGCUGGAUAGAGGUUAAGAAUUCGGUUCACGCAUUCUAUGUUGGUGAUCGACUCCAUCCACUAGCAGAUAAAAUAUACGAGUUCUUGGCUGAACUAAAUAAAAAAGCAGCUGAAAUUGGUUAUUUUCAAGAUCGAUAUAGCCUUUUGAAUGAUGUAGAGCAGGAGCAGAAGGAUCCAACUGUUUACAUUCACAGUGAGAAACUGGCUAUUACGUUUGGACUCCUUAGUUUGUCUGACACUGUUCCAAUACAUGUAAUGAAGAACCUUCGUGUAUGUAAAGAUUGCCACUCAUGGAUUAAAUUUGUAUCAAAGAUUUCAAAUCGAGCAAUUAUAGUCCGAGAUGCAUACCGCUUUCAUCAUUUUGAAGGUGGUAUUUGUUCAUGUAAAGAUUAUUGGUAAUUGAGAACACUGUGAAGAUUAUUGGCGAGCAGCACGAACUAAUGGGAAUUCACAACAGCUGGUAACAUCACCUGUCAUGUUCUUGAAGUGGGGUGUGAGGUAAUGGCUUCAUCCUUCAUUUACCCACCUACCAAUCAAUAUUCUUAAAAAUUAUUUUUUGGAAACUUCACUUAAAGAUGAAAAUGGAGAUUUAUGAAAACAAUAUAGCUUCCAAAUAUAGAGGUCUUCUAUUUUGUUU
Populus trichocarpa (black cottonwood) is the source of this 3557-nucleotide messenger RNA. Its product is annotated as pentatricopeptide repeat-containing protein At4g13650. Gene Ontology annotation, biological process: RNA modification. The transcript is spliced from 2 exons. Gene Ontology annotation, molecular function: zinc ion binding; RNA binding; protein binding. Bases 101 to 3319 code for a protein of 1072 amino acids. The record is from RefSeq and is a predicted model, not a curated record. NCBI's taxonomy places the organism in Eukaryota, Viridiplantae, Streptophyta, Magnoliopsida, Malpighiales, Salicaceae.